UCAAUAAGAUUGACAGCUGGUUUUGAGGGCGUGUCCUACAUCCAGCUACAACUCUUUCGCCAACUGUUGACGCGCCAGAAGUCUGACCUCUCGCGCACAGGUGACAGAAUACAUCAACAGAACCCCACAUACUGCUUCCUGCACCUGUACAAAUGGCAUUCCGAGGCAGUGUGAAACCCUUUGUGAACUUCAAUGCAAAGCAUGAUGCAGACGUUUUGCGCAAAGCCAUGAAAGGGAUAGGUGCUGAUGAAGAUGCCAUCCUCAUGUUACUGGCAGCUCGCAGUAAUAACCAGCGACAGGAAAUAAAAGCAGCCUAUAAGAAAGCUCAUGGCAAGGAUCUUGUGAAAGACUUACGGUCUGAACUUGGAGGGAAGCUAGAGGAUCUCAUUGUGGCCCUCAUGGCUCCACCUGCAAUAUAUGAUGCAAAUGAACUCCAUAAGGCCAUCAAGGGAGUGGGUACUGAAGACCAAGUUUUAAUUGAGAUUCUGGCAUCCAGGACAUGUGAUGAGAUAAAAGAUAUCAUCAAAGCUUACAAGAAAGAACAUGGAGGCAAGCUGGAAAAAGACAUAAUGGGUGAUACGUCAGGACAUUACCAGAGGUUGCUGGUGAUCCUCGUAAAGGCAAACAGGGAAGAGGGAGUGGAUGAGAGCAGAGUGGAGAAAGAUGCCAAGGAGCUGUUUGCUGCCGGAGAGGAGAAAUUUGGCACGGACGAGGACAAGUUCAUCAACAUACUUGGCAACAGGAGUGCAGAACACCUGAGAAAAGUGUUUGAUGCCUACAAAAAGAUUGCCGGCUGUGACAUUGAAGAGAGCAUAAAAGAUGAGUGCACUGGGAACCUGGAAGCACUGCUGCUGGCUGUGGUUAAGUGCGCAAAAAGUGUGCCUGCUUAUUUUGCUGAAUCCCUUCGAGAGUCAAUGCGGCGUGCCGGCACUGAUGAUGAGACUCUCAUAAGGGUCAUGGUGUCAAGGAGCGAGCGAGAUAUGCUGGACGUUAGAGCGAUAUAUAAGAAGAAGUAUGGAGAAUCACUCUACAGCACCAUACAGGCAAACACUGACGGAGAUUACCAGAAGGCCCUGCUCUACCUGUGUGGUGGUAAUGAUUAGCAAUACUGUAGUUAGUAAUUAUCCACGUCAGAUUAAGUCCUUAUCUGAUCUUCAGCUUCCUCAUUUACAUUUUCUCAUUUGUGUUUAUUUUUACAUCUUUUAUGUUUUAUGGUUUGAGAAAAAGUAGUUUCAGUGUUGGAGAAUAGGAGGGUUUUCUUUGAUGGUUUUUGAUUGUUGAUGUUUGGUGUAUUGAUUCUUUAACAGAAUUUGGUGGUUUAGCUUGUGUUUAGCUUGAAUCAUUGUUUCAAAAUUGCAUGAAGACUUUGAAAAUAAAAUAUUAUGGAAUGUU
This is a messenger RNA of Ctenopharyngodon idella (grass carp), 1392 nucleotides long. RefSeq names its product annexin A5a (gene anxa5a). Gene Ontology annotation, molecular function: calcium-dependent phospholipid binding; calcium ion binding. The record is from RefSeq and is a predicted model, not a curated record. The transcript is spliced from 13 exons. Gene Ontology annotation, cellular component: cytoplasm. The coding region runs from base 153 to 1103 and encodes 316 amino acids. NCBI's taxonomy places the organism in Eukaryota, Metazoa, Chordata, Actinopteri, Cypriniformes, Xenocyprididae. Gene Ontology annotation, biological process: negative regulation of coagulation.